GGCAUUCUUAACUAAUUAGUGAAUGCUAGCGCUGUAGAUAGAAUUGCGUACAUAAUGUUGUCUAGAGAACAAUUACACAAGUCGCACAUGUAAGGAGAUUGUGCACAACGGUUACUUAGUGCCAGGACUGUAAGGGCAUGCCUGGGAUGUGAAGCGCAUCAAUAAAACUUGGUAAGCACUUCAACCCAAUGGACGUCAUGGUGACCUCCUCGCUCAGAACCAACUUCCUUAGAUAGUUUCGCUCUUCUAUUCUGUAGUUCCUCGCCUAAAUCCGUAGCUCUUCUCCUUCUUUGCCCUCUCGUUGGUCAUCUCGACGUUUCUGAGCAUUUCGGUAUGAUUGGCGGUGAUGAUGCACGCGUCGAUGUUGGAGCCAGAACCGGGAUCGUUGAAGAUACCAGCAGCGAUGGCGUCUUUCACGAGCCGGAGAGCGUCCUCGCGCUACAGAGGUGAAAGGUUUACCUUCCAUCCAUUCUCAAAAACUGCCAUAGCAGUAAGACUACCUGAGCCCAUAGUCACGUAUGGCAACUUGUCCGUGGAACCGUGAGGGUGGAUGGUGAAGAGAUGGGGACCUAUCGAGUCCACGCCACCAAGAACAAGAGCAGCACCGACAUGACCUUGAUACCUAACAUAACGAGCGACAUCAGGGAUAAUCCGGGAUGACCAAAGGUUAGAAACUGACCGGAAAUGUCAAUGUCCUUGGGGAGUCGAUAGCUAUCUACGGUCCUGCGAUGCUUGCAGAAGAAUUUGGUCUGGGUUGAACCUGUUGGCCCAUAUCUAGACAUGUAGUGAUAUCGGGCGCUGAAUUGCGAAUACAGUAGAUAGUGAAAGCGAACUGUGGUGAAGUGAAGGCCAUCGAGGAGACCAAACUGGGACUGUAUUGAGCGCAACCGGCAACGCCCUUUGUCUCCAACUCCCAUCACCGCCAGCCACCCAACCCUGUUAUAACCUGGUCAAUGGCAUACGUCGCAGUCGAGUCAGACGAUCGUCUACAGGAAGGAUCAGAGGGACUCCAAUUCAAAUCAUUCUUGGGAGCGGAUCCAAAUGCUGGGAGGGCAACUGGCGUAGGGAAUACAGAUCGGGGAUAUCUCCAAGACCAACCACAUUCUAGUAAAAGCGGAGGAUUCUGGACAGUAGAAUAUUAUCAGCCUUACUUUGAUGUAGACACCAAAACCGUUCUGAGACGGUGCUAUUCGACUUUACUUCCCACAUCCACAAAUUUUUUCUCAACGCAUCUCAAUCCUCCGGACCUUUAUGGACCUUUCUGGACGUUAACGACUUUGAUAUUCACCCUAUUCCUAUCUUCAAGUCUCGCCGCGUCGGUUUCAAGUUAUCUUUCUGAACCCGACAAACAGUAUGAUUAUGAUAUCAGCCUGCUCUCCAUUGCAGUCGGGUUGGUGUACGCUUAUGGAAUUGCAUUUCCAAUUCUGUUGUGGCUUGCCCUGCGGUAUGUUGGAGUGGGUGAAUGGAGCAUAGUCGAAGCCGUCGCCAUCUGGGGCUAUAGCAUGUUUGUUUGGGUUCCAGUCUCAAUCCUCUGUGUCAUCCCUUUCAAACUGGUUCGGUGGAUCUUAGUCUUAGUAGCCUUUGCUCUGUCAGGAUAUUUCCUGGUUCGGAAUGUGUAUCCAAUCCUAGCCUCAGCCGAAGCUAAAGCAACAAGACUUUUCAUAAUAGUCAUCGCAGUCCUACAUGCAGGUCUUGCGAUUUCCUUCCAGGUGCUCUUCUUUAGCUACUACGUGGUUGGCCCCGAUACUUCGCUGCCGGGGAGUGGGACAUCUACCCCCACGACGUCUACAAGCACGGCACAAAGCGUAGCGGAAACAGUAACGGAAGUGGUUGCCAGGGCAUUUACCUAAUUUCUUGUUUUUUUCGAGCUUCAAGCUCGGCCGCUCGCCAUGAUAUUGUUAUACAGGACCCGUGUAUAUUACAAAACGCCCGUUAUUUUUACCGCCUCGGCUGUCGAUCUAUCUACAAUGUUCCCCGAAAACGUCAGUUAUGCUCACCAACGUU
This is a messenger RNA of Marasmius oreades (fairy-ring Marasmius), 2004 nucleotides long. RefSeq lists its product as uncharacterized. Gene Ontology annotation, biological process: vesicle-mediated transport. Gene Ontology annotation, cellular component: membrane; Golgi apparatus. The coding region runs from base 954 to 1850 and encodes 298 amino acids. The transcript has 9 exons. Gene Ontology annotation, molecular function: small GTPase binding. Lineage: Eukaryota; Fungi; Basidiomycota; Agaricomycetes; Agaricales; Marasmiaceae. The record is from RefSeq and is a predicted model, not a curated record.